Acanthosepion pharaonis is the source of this 546-nucleotide messenger RNA. The record is from the annotation of a GenBank genome assembly. NCBI's taxonomy places the organism in Eukaryota, Metazoa, Mollusca, Cephalopoda, Sepiida, Sepiidae.
AUGGCCCGUACUGAAGAAGCACUUAUCCGCGAGUUAUUUAGCGACUUAACUCGUGAUGGUAGAACCCCUUCGCAACUUCUAUGCUUCAUGAAGAGUCGUUUGGGUAAAAACGUUAUGGCCGACCCAAUUUUAAAAAGCCUGUGGUUGGAUCGCAUCCCCACUACCAUUACCCAAAUUUUGGCGCCCAUGUCGGAAAACACCCCACUCGACCAGUUAGCGGCCGACCGUAUUUUCUCCCAACUGGAUCACCAAACGACACCAGUACACAGUGCUGAAGCAUCCAGUGACCACAGGUCCUUGGAAAAAGCUGUGGAAGAACUACAGCGGCAAGUCAGAGACCUGACAUUUGCUCUAAAAAACCGUGGUCGAAACCGGUUUCCUUCCCGCCGUCGUUUUAGGAGUCGACGACGUUCGUCUAGCCAAGACGAUGAUACCUCUUCUUCCACUAUGUGCUACUAUCAUCGUAGAUUUGGUUCUGCAGCACGUUACUGCACUAAGCCGUGCAAUUAUACUGCGGUCGGGGGAAACGAGACCGCCAGCAAGUGA